UAUGGCGUAGCGUUUCGUGGAUCAAAGUACGCGAUAAAGUAAUUAUAAGGAUAAAAUUAUAUAAAAGUCAGUAUAGCGCUCUAUACCUAUAUGCGCGCAUGAUUCAGCGAUUAAAAUAUUAGCUGCCGUUUUUUUUCUUCCGUCAUUUUUUUCAAUGCACUUUAUUGAAAUUGUGGAGGAUAAAUUGCAUCACCAAUAUAAUAAGACGGCCGGCCUCUAGCCGUCACGUAAAACUCGAACAGCAGGCCUGGUAACAUUUCUAUAUAUAGUAUAUAUAUAUAUAUCGCUCGAAUUGCCAUCUUUCACUUUCGAUAGACCUAACGGCAUACGCAAUGGUAACGUUUGGAAGAUGUUUGCGCAAAUUGAAGUUCACAGGUGUGAUGUGUAGUUUAUCGAUCGAACAAACGAGUGGUUGUUGUGGUAAUAAUGGUGUUGGUAGUGGUCGAUUGCUUCGAGAUUUCUCGAGGCUGAGCAGCGACAAGUUACGACAGAAAUCAUUCGUUCUUCAACGACAUACGAGCCUACUUGGGAAUCGCGACGUACAAAAACGCAACUUUUCUGACAUGUCACGACCGAUAGUUUAUUUAGCCGAUGCCAGUCCUCCGAGUAGAUCGAUCCUCCUCGCAGCCGAAGCCAUGGGUCUGAAUAUCGAUGUUCGGAGAAUCGAUUUACGGCGCGGUGAACACCUUACAGAAGAGUUCAGAAAGAUGAAUCCUGAACAUACUGUACCGACACUUAACGAUAAUGGAUUCAUAAUUUGGGACAGUCACGCGAUUAUGGGCUAUCUCGUGGAUAAAUAUGCGAAGAAUGACACUCUCUAUCCAAAAGACGUGGCUCAACGAGCUCUUGUUAAUCAACGUCUUCAUUUUGAUUCUGGGGUUCUGUUCAGCCGCCUUCGAUUUAUAUCGUAUGCUCUUAUCAUGGGCAAGACCGAUACUGUUCCUAUUGAAAAGUUGGAACUGCUCGAGGAAGCGUACAGGCAUUUGAAUAACUUUUUAAAUGGAAAAAAGUGGUUGGUCGGUGAUUCCUAUACUCUUGCCGACAUUAGCUGUGUUACAACAAUUUCGAGUAUUGUCUGUGUUCUACCAAUCGACGAAUAUCCCCAUAUACAGGCAUGGCUCAAACGCUGUGAAGAGACUUUACCAGGAUACAAAACUCUCAAUACACCAGGAUGCAAUUUGUUUCAUAAAUUAAUCGGAUCGAGGAUCACAUCAAAAGGCAAAUUAUAGAGGUUCAACGACUUAUUCAAAAAUAGGGUAAUAUGGGGCAAAAUGGACACUUAAGGAUUUAAGCAAGUUUCAUUGAUGAGCAUAUGGUCUUUCAACUAUUUUUGAGUCCCAAAAUUGAUGCCCAGUCCUUGUUUCCCGAAUUUCGUAAAAAAAAAAUUUCGGGGCAAAACGGACACGGCACCUUAGAGACGUAAAAAUCGAAAAAUCGACAUUUUUCGAAAUACAGACGUUCUAAGCGACUGUUCCCGAAUAGAAUGUCAACUCGGUAAUAUGGGAAAAGAAAUGGGACCACUCAGGCUCCAUUCCUUGGAUGUAAAUGAAAAAAAAAUGAGUCAAAUCUUAUAUCCCAUUUCUGUCAUGUUUUUGAAGUAUGCAAAAAAUCAAUUCUGAGUCCAUCGUGUUGGGGUAUAUUUGGUGUUCGCACUAUAUCGGAGUCCCACCAUUGAUUCAUGGUCCUAGUUUUCGGAAUUUCUUCAAAAAAAUUUUCCGGGGCACAACGGACACAGCCUCCAAGAGGCAUAAAAAUCGAAAUAUCGACAUUUUUCGAAAUGUAACAGUUUAGCAGACAAAAAAAAGCUCACCAAGACAGCCAAGUCCUCGUCUUUUGAAGACGUUUGUUGCAUUUUUUGCGAAGGGUUAUAUUCGUUGUCCGCUGAAGAUUGGAUUUACUAUGUGUAACAUGCAAAAAAUGGGCACACACCUUGUGUACAAGUGUCGAAGACGAAGAUAUCAGCUAUGAGUGCGAUUUUUGUAAAAAAUGAAUAAAAAACCUUUUUUCCUUAUUCGUACUUUGAUUACUAUUGUGGUUUUUAAAAAUAAGUCAAAAAAGGGAAUAGAUAGUGAGAAAAUAGUUUGAGAUCUAUUUUGCUCUGAAACUUGAAUUUUUUGCGGGUGUCACCGUGGAAUUCAACAAUUUACCAUGAUUUAUGAUCAGGACAUGAUUUAGAACCGAAAAAAAAAUUUUAUGCAUUUUAGGAAAUUUCAGUUUCGGGAAAGUCCAUUUUGCCCCGGAAUUCAACUUUAUGGGGCAAAAUGGACACUGUGUCCGUUUAUAGGGUAAUAUGGGGCAAUGUGUCCAUUUUGCCCCAUAUUAUCCUAUAUACACGAGCAGAAUUGUUAAGUAAAAAUUAUACCCAGUUACAUCGAUAGGAAUGGAGGACGAUCUUUUACAGUACAAAGUGUGAAUUAUUUCACCUAGUACCUAGACUAUAAUAUAAAAGCAUGCAUACGCUUGAAUGUAUGUAUAUGUAUAUCCCGAACGAUAAAAUAACAAGAUUCAACAUUUUUUUAUUGAAAUGUAUGAAAUGUAUGUAUUUACAAAAAAAUAAAACGAAAUGACAAUGA
Venturia canescens is the source of this 2573-nucleotide messenger RNA. RefSeq names its product glutathione S-transferase 1-like. The record is from RefSeq and is a predicted model, not a curated record. The transcript is spliced from 6 exons. Gene Ontology annotation, biological process: glutathione metabolic process. The coding region runs from base 333 to 1229 and encodes 298 amino acids. Lineage: Eukaryota; Metazoa; Arthropoda; Insecta; Hymenoptera; Ichneumonidae. Gene Ontology annotation, molecular function: glutathione transferase activity.